CACUGGAAGUUUCAGCCUAUAAACCUGCCUGCUACUCUGACUUUGCCUCACUCCCUUCCACAAACUCCAUCAUGUUUACUUCCCGCUCCAUCAUGUUUGCGCUGCUAAGCUUCCUCACUGGCGCCAGUGCGUGUAUACAGUGCCCAUCUACAUUGCAGGUCGAUGGUAGUACCUCGUACCUAGGCGAGACCUCCAACUUAACCGACGAGGUCACAUAUUGCGAGUACAGCAAUGCCAAGUUGAUUGGCAGCGACUCAGCAGUGGCUUGUCGGUAUUACACCAAGACAGGCCAGAUUGAAGAUGGGUAUCAUUCUUGCCCGGCUACCGUCAGUGUGAAUGGUAAGUGCUGAACGUGAUGUGAAGAGGUAGGGGAGACGAGAUACCUAGUUGGAGGAGCAGUGGUCGUCUGCAGACAUCCGGGUGUACGCCAGUACUUAGACACCAUCUGUUGCGAGAAUUGCUAGAUAGUCUUGUUUUGUCUCAGCCAGUUGCAUCAUCCCAACCACCUAUUAGAAUACCCUCCCAAGUGAUGUGUAAGGCUUUACGAGUUUGACGGGGAAAUAAGUACAUAGA
Messenger RNA from Suillus paluster, 573 nucleotides. RefSeq lists its product as uncharacterized. Bases 72 to 350 code for a protein of 92 amino acids. Lineage: Eukaryota; Fungi; Basidiomycota; Agaricomycetes; Boletales; Suillaceae. The transcript has 3 exons. The record is from RefSeq and is a predicted model, not a curated record.